Molecule: messenger RNA, 2133 nt
Organism: Fusarium pseudograminearum CS3096
Lineage: Eukaryota; Fungi; Ascomycota; Sordariomycetes; Hypocreales; Nectriaceae
Exons: 5
Coding region: 1-2133 (710 amino acids)
Biological process (GO): glutathione biosynthetic process
Cellular component (GO): glutamate-cysteine ligase complex
Molecular function (GO): glutamate-cysteine ligase activity
Source: RefSeq, a predicted model, not a curated record
AUGGGUCUCUUGGCUUUGGGAACGGCCCUCGACUGGCCUGACGCCAAAAAGCGUGCCCCUCAACAACUGUUGGAGAUAUGGAACAAAGCCAAGGGUAAAGAACGCGAUGCUCUUCUCUGGGGUGAUGAGGUCGAAUAUCUUGUUGUAGUUUACUCCGAGGACAACAAGCGAGUGCUGCUGUCUCUCCGCCAGGCACAGAUUCUUGAAGCAUUAGCUGCCGAUAAAGACCUCACGAAGCAAGGCGGUUGCGUCCCGGAACUUCAAGAGCCGACCACAACUGAAAAGAAGACGGAAAGAACCAUUCCUGUUUUCCAUCCCGAGUUUGGUCGCUUCAUGUUGGAAGCCACUCCCGGCAAGCCUUGGGGCAUCGGCUUCAAGGAACUUCUCGACGUGGAACCUGAUAUGAAGCUGAGGAGGAAGAUCGCCAAGGAGCACAUGCUCUCCACAGAGUAUCCCAUCACAUUGACUACUUACCCUCAGAUAGGUGUUCCUGGACAGUUCACCGAUCCCUAUUUCCCACCUUCAGGACCCCGUCUCCGCUCUCAGUUUGUCCCGGAUGAGAUCGCCAACCCCCAUAUCAGAUUCCCAACUCUAGCAGCCAACAUUCGUUCUCGGCGAGGCCGCAAGGUCCAGGUUAAUGUUCCCAUCUUUCACGACAAGAACACGCCAAAACCCUGGAAGGAUCCCACUGUGAACCUUGACAAGCAUGACUGGCCCGAAGACGACGAUGUGCGGAACGGAGCUGCCCCUGACGACUUUAUCCACAUGGACGCCAUGGCUUUCGGAAUGGGCAGCUGUUGUCUCCAGAUCACCUUCCAGGCUAAGAAUAUCACCGAAGGACGAAUGCUAUACGACCAACUGAGUCCUCUUGGUCCCAUUAUGCUGGCAUUGACUGCCGCGACACCCGUCUAUAAGGGCUUUGUUGCCAACACAGAUGUGAGAUGGAACCAGAUUAGCCGCGCUGUUGACUGCCGAACACCAGAAGAGUUGGGGGAAAAGCCUCUUACAGAAGGUGUCAGGAGAAUACCAAAGUCGCGAUAUGCAUCCAACUCGACAUAUAUCGCCAUCGAUCCACGAUUGAGAAAUGAAUACCUCGAUCCGGAUCUGGUGUACGACUCGGGCAUCAAACGCCAACUCCUUGAGGGCGGCAUGGAUGAUCGCUUGGCCACCCAUUUCGCUCAUCUCUUUAUCCGUGAUCCUAUUGUCGUCUUUGAGGAGGAUCUCCAAGAGUUAGACCUCAACAAGACGGACCAUUUCGAGAACAUCCAGUCAACCAACUGGCAGCAUAUGCGAUUCAAGCCGCCACCUGCUGACAACAGCAUCGGCUGGCGAGUCGAGUUCCGCUCUAUGGAGAUCCAGAUCACAGACUUUGAGAAUGCCGCAUUCUCGGUGUUUAUGGUCCUAGUCACGCGUGCAAUUCUGUCGUUUGACCUGAACUUUUACAUCCCCAUCAAGAAGGUCGACGAGAACAUGGAGCGCGCGCACGAGGUGGAUGCCGUCUUGAAGGAGAAGUUUUACUUCCGACGUAACCCUUUCCCCAGCCGCCCCUCCAGAGCAAACACCACGUUCGGUGACGAUAGCCGACCCGGAUCAGCUCAUCCUAGUCGACCUCCAUCCCCUGGUGGUCCCGUGGAGCACGAGUUUGAGGAAAUGACCGUCAACGAUAUCAUCAACGGAUCCGAGUCGGGCGAGUUUCCUGGCCUGAUCCCCAUCGUCGAGAGCUACCUCGAUAGCGUAAACGUCGAUGUUUCGACUAGAUGCCACCUGUCCACAUACCUCGACCUGAUCUCCAAGCGAGCACGAGGAGACCUUGACACCACAGCCCGAUGGAUCCGCAACUUUAUUGAUGUACACCCCAAAUACAACCAUGACAGUGUCGUCAAUGACGAGAUCAACCAUGAUCUUAUCGGCGCUGUCAUUGCCAUCGGUGAGCGAGAGACGGCCGGCCGCAACUUUGCGGGACUCGGCAUUCACGGUCUCGAACGAUUGCUCAACGGUUUCCGAGGAGGUUGCGGUGGCGGAUCAAGCAACGGCUCAAACGGGAACUCACACGCGGCAGAGAUAGAAACUGUCAACGGCUCCCUUAAACGAAAGAGCGAGUGGAUCGAUGGCCAAGAAGUGAUGGCAUCGUGA